CGCAUGCAGAACGCAACACGAACUGUGUUUCAGCCUGUGAUAAACUUGUUUGGACUAUUGUACUUUUUGUAAAAGUUUACAUAUGCUAUUCUCCAAAACACUUUUAAAUUUAACUUAAGCUAUUAAACUCAUAUAUAAAGAUAACGUGAAGGAUCAGAACAGUAAUAACAUGCCAUUUCCGAGGGGAAAGAAGCCCAUAUCCAGCAAAAUCCCAAAACUGAAUACCAAAGGCCUGGAGAACCAGCAGGAUGGGCCCCAGACCAAGCGUUCAUCAUCCUCUCCUCAAGGGGCUCCUAAGAAAAGAACUGCUUUUGUGGACAUCACCAAUGCUAUCUCUCAGUGUUUUUUGGCCCCUCAGUUUAUUGCUGAUGAUGUCAAACCAGCACACAAGAUCGAGCUAUGCAAUCCCAUCAAGAAAGAUCCUAUCAAGAAGUUGCAGAAGAAGGCCUCAGUACUUGCUAAGAAUGAUGGCACCUUAAAAAAAUCAGCUGUGGUCAGUUUGGAGGAACAGUUGCAGGAACUGAAGAAUGUUGAGUUACCAGUUGAGAAACCAGUGGAGCCCUGUUCCAAAGCUUCACUUCCUCCACAUCUGCUGCCCCCACAGAUCCCUCCAGAGUUUGACAUUGAUUCUGAGCACCUCAGCGACUCCACACAUGCACCAGAGUAUGCAAAAGAUAUUUUUGACUACCUCAAGAGCAGAGAGGAAAAGUUUGUCCUGCAUGACUACAUGGCUAAUCAGACAAAUCUGAACAGAAAUAUGCGAGCGAUUCUAGUGGACUGGCUGGUUGAGGUGCAGGAGAAUUUUGAGCUGAAUCAUGAGACUCUGUACCUGGCUGUGAAAAUGACGGAUCAUUAUCUGGCCGUGACCCAAGCCAAGCGGGAUUCUUUACAGCUCAUUGGUUCCACUGCCAUGCUCAUUGCUUCUAAAUUUGAGGAGCGGGCUCCUCCUUGCGUAGACGAUUUCCUUUAUAUUUGCGAUGAUGCCUACAAGCGCUCUCAACUCAUCACCAUGGAGAUCAGCAUCCUGCAGGCACUGAAAUUUGACAUUAAUAUUCCGGUUCCAUACCGUUUUCUCCGUCGUUAUGCCAAGUGUGUGAAUGCAGGUAUGGACACUCUGACUCUGGCGCGGUUUAUUUGUGAGCUGAGUUUGCUCGAGAUGGAGUUUGUGCCCGUAAGAGCGUCUCUGCUCGCCUCUGCCUGCCUGCUCAUCGCCCUGGUAACCAAGGAUUUGGGAGGAUGGUCAGCGUGUCUGCAGUUCCAUUCUGGAUACAACGGGGAGGAUCUGGCGCCCGUGGUCAGAAAACUCCAUCACAUGCUCAGCAGCCCACCAGAUAGUAAGCUUGCCAUCAUCAGGAGCAAGUACGCACACGAGGUUUUCUUUGAAGUUGCGUUGAUACCCACAGUGAAUCUACAGAAGCUGGAGGGGUUUUUGAAGUGAGCUGAGGGGAAAAUGUGUAAUGUUUCAAAGACUGUAAAUAUUUAUAUAUAAUGUUGUAUUUUAAUCUUUUAAAAUAUUUUUUAUGUGUGUAAAUGGAAUGUUUAUGCAUGUCUUCCAUUUUUCAUGUUUGAGUGUUCAUGUUUGGAUUUUUUAUUUUUUUUAUAAACAAUGUUACUCCUGUAAGAGUAAAAUCACUUGAACAGAAACCAGUGACUAUAUCAUUAAAGUUGUUAUAGAAACAUUUAAAUGUUCAAAAAAGUUUAAUAAAGUAUAAAUCAUCCUAUUAGUUCACUUUAUUAGUUCAAUAGGUUUGUUAUUAAUCUAAUAAUGUUAUUAAAAUAGCAUUUAAACAAUGCUUAAACAUGUACAUAUAUCUGUUUAUCUGUUGGAUUUCCUACAGCAUUGUAUAGUUUGCCAUGUCUGUACAUUGAAAAAAAAAAACACAGACUUGAAUUUUUUUUUUUUUUUU
This is a messenger RNA of Myxocyprinus asiaticus (Chinese sucker), 1907 nucleotides long. RefSeq names its product G2/mitotic-specific cyclin-B3-like. Gene Ontology annotation, biological process: regulation of cyclin-dependent protein serine/threonine kinase activity; mitotic cell cycle phase transition. Gene Ontology annotation, molecular function: cyclin-dependent protein serine/threonine kinase regulator activity. The transcript is spliced from 13 exons. Gene Ontology annotation, cellular component: centrosome; cytoplasm; cyclin-dependent protein kinase holoenzyme complex. Lineage: Eukaryota; Metazoa; Chordata; Actinopteri; Cypriniformes; Catostomidae. The record is from RefSeq and is a predicted model, not a curated record. The coding region runs from base 170 to 1438 and encodes 422 amino acids.